AUGGAUAUUGCGAGCACCGACGUUCCACGUUUGUCGUGCCUCAAGUUCCCCGCCGAACGAUACGAACACCUCAAGGCACCGGUCGAUCUGGGCCACAAGAAGCUUUAUUACUUUGCUCUGAACCUCAGGCAGUGCCACUAUGUCCUUCCGCGCCUGUUGGGCUCCAUAGUCGAGGUGAUGCGCUUCCUUGGACCACGAAAUUCGGUCCUUUCUAUUGUCGAGGGCAAUUCGGACGACGGCACGGCCGAGGUUUUGCAGGCGAUACGACAAGAUCUCGAGGCGCUCGAAAUCGUAUAUCACUACCAGCAUAGCGACAUCAACCCCGGCAAUGGCAGCCGCAUCCUUCGGCUGGCCGAGCUUCGAAACUUGGCCAUGAAGCCGCUCGUGGACAGCCGACACAACAAGACUGCCAGAGAGAGUAGUGAUGGGAGUUACGGGUUGAGGUCUGCCGAGAUUGAUAUCGUGGACCAUGCCACCGUCGCUUUCAUCAACGAUGUGUCCAUCUGUCCCGACGACAUACUAGAACUCAUUCAUCAGCGCAACAUUCAGAAAGCAGACAUGACGUGCGGCAUGGACUGGUCCUGGAAUCUUCGAUACCAGCCUUUCUACGACGUCUGGGUUGCUCGCCAGCUCAAUGGAGACAGCUUCUUCGAGAUCAAAGAGAACGGCGAAUGGCACAAACAGUGGAAACUCUUCCACAACGAUCCGUCCAACCAGGCCCGCUACGACGCCAAGGUGCCGGUGCAGGUCUUUUCGUGCUGGAACGGCGGCGCAGUAUUCUCUGCCCAGCCAUUCCUGGACGGCGAGGUCAGGUUCCGCGACAAAAACGAGGGCGAAUGCGCCAUGGGCGAGCCGGACUACCUGAACAAGGACCUAUGGCACAAGGGCCACGGACGUUUUGCCAUUGUGCCUACCGUCAACCUUGGAUACAACGACGAUCAUGGAAGAGGCAUCAAGCAAAAAUACGGCUAUGUGACAGAUAUGGUCAAGAAAGAGGAGACGAGCAAGCUGCCACUUCAGGUUCCUUGGGUGGACACGCCCCCGGAGAAGAUCAAAUGCAUGCCGGGAUGGAAAGACCAGAGCUGGGUACCGUGGAACGAGACGCUUGUAUGA
This is a messenger RNA of Pyricularia pennisetigena, 1113 nucleotides long. RefSeq lists its product as uncharacterized. The record is from RefSeq and is a predicted model, not a curated record. The transcript has a single exon. Lineage: Eukaryota; Fungi; Ascomycota; Sordariomycetes; Magnaporthales; Pyriculariaceae. The coding region runs from base 1 to 1113 and encodes 370 amino acids.